UCAACCGGGCCAGGGCGUCGUUCCGGCAGUCCUUUCGUAUGGGUUCCCUCCGCCGCGGUAAGUCUCCAGCCUCGGGUCCGUCCACGUCCCCCGGGGCGCGUAUGGAACCCAUCCCCGACGAACCUGCUGACGAGCCCCAGGAGGAAGACGAGGACAACGCCCAUUCCACCAGAGGGCGUGAUGACAGCAGCGACCAGCGGGACCCUUUGCUCGGCUCCUCCGCUGCCCUCCUCAACUCUACGCCCACCAACGCUUCCCACGUUACUAUUACUGCCGAAGGUGCUCCAGGGGCCGCCGCCUCUCCUCGUAAGUCCACCGGCGUCAUCCCAGCAGCAGGAGCGGGCACCUUACCUACUAGUUCUUCUGCUGUUCCUACUGCCGAGCCUUCUGCUGUUACUACUGCUGCUUCUGGUGCCACUGCCGCUACGCUCGUCGUGUCUACUGCUAGUGAUAGAAAGCACACCUUCGACGCCCUCCACGUGGGUCGUCCUUCCCUCCAGGCUUUCCUAGAUGAUCGCAAGACGUCCCUGCCCAUCUGGAAGAGGAAGGACUCGGCUGUCUCACGCAAGGACUCCGUCGCUACUACUACCUCUAAGGCCUCUGAGAAGAUGGGGUCCUUUGCAGAGGAGUCCGGGCGGAGCAGGUCGUCCAUGCGUCCGGCCACCUCCCUAGACGCCAUCAGCCACCACCGCGUCUCUCAGCCCUCCGGCAGGGAGUUCCCCUCUCGCUCUGCUACCAUCUCAACAAUGUAUCCCAGCGACCCCUCCCAGCCUGGCCUGAGCGGCAGUAAACACAGACCUCACACCUUCGGCAACCUUGAUCCAGCCGCCCGUAACAACAUCCUCAAGCCUUUCCCCAACGCCUCUUCGGAGUCUGAUCUGUCGAGGUACCGCACCAGGCUGCCAGGGAGGGACCGUAAGAGCCCCUCCCUCAGCAACCUGACCACGGAGGGCAUCAAGCACAAGUUCUCAUUCCAAGACCCCAACGCCGCCAAGGGUCUCUUCCCUAGCGCUAAGGUUGGACACCAGAAGAUCGACAAGGUAGCCCACGUCGGCCAGGUGGUUGGUCGUAGGUCUGGCAGCUUGGGUUUGGCACCGGCAGCAGUACGUCCCACCCGGCGAGGCAAGCGGCAACGAGAACCCGCCGAGUAUGACAUGUGA
Homarus americanus (American lobster) is the source of this 1160-nucleotide messenger RNA. RefSeq names its product potassium voltage-gated channel subfamily H member 2-like. NCBI's taxonomy places the organism in Eukaryota, Metazoa, Arthropoda, Malacostraca, Decapoda, Nephropidae. Gene Ontology annotation, cellular component: nucleus. The record is from RefSeq and is a predicted model, not a curated record.